Protopterus annectens (West African lungfish) is the source of this 3013-nucleotide messenger RNA. It is a transcript of the gene GMEB1, whose product is annotated as glucocorticoid modulatory element binding protein 1. Gene Ontology annotation, cellular component: nucleus. Lineage: Eukaryota; Metazoa; Chordata; Ceratodontiformes; Protopteridae. The record is from RefSeq and is a predicted model, not a curated record. Gene Ontology annotation, biological process: positive regulation of transcription by RNA polymerase II. Gene Ontology annotation, molecular function: DNA-binding transcription activator activity, RNA polymerase II-specific; RNA polymerase II cis-regulatory region sequence-specific DNA binding. The coding region runs from base 144 to 1928 and encodes 594 amino acids. The transcript is spliced from 10 exons.
UCCGCAAGCCGGAAGUGUACAGCUAAGGUCUGAAGCGCGUGCGCAGUGACUCACAACAGGAUGGGCCCGCCGUAAAAGUUACUUUGGAAAGUAAAAACCUGCAUCUCCAGAUUUCCGUCUUCAUGUGACAGAAGAAACCAUCAAUGGCAGCAACAAUGGCGAAUGCUGAAGUUGGGGUCCCUAUGGGAGAUGUUGUGGUUGUAACUACAGAGAGCAGCGAGGGAGACAAUCCAGAAGACACCAAAACUCAAGUGAUUUUGCAGCUACAGCCAGUACAGCAAGGAUUAUGCCCAGCUAGUGAUUUGAUCACUGCUAAUUUUAUCAGUUUUUCUAGCAGAAUAUUUGAAGAAGCAGCUGAUUCAGGCACCACAGUUGUGACGGUAGAGACACAAUGCAAAGUUGAAGAAACAGAAGAUAACAAUACGGUUGAAAUUAGUGAAGAUACUGAAAUUGCCUAUCCUAUUACUUGCGGUGACAGCAGAGCUAUUCUCCUGUGGAAGAAGUUUGUCUGCCCUGGCAUUAAUGUCAGAUGUGUCAAGUUUAACGAGCAGUUGAUCAGCCCCAAACAGUUUGUGCAUCUAGCUGGGAAGGCCACCCUGAAGGAUUGGAAGAGAGCAAUUCGCUUAGGAGGAGUCAUGCUAAGGAAAAUGAUGGAUUCAGGACAGCUUGACUUCUAUCAGCAUGAUAAAGUGUGCACCAAUACCUGCCGAAGCACCAAAUUUGAUCUUUUAAUUAGCAGUGCUCGAGCACCAGUUCCAGGACAGCCAACAGCUUUGUUACCAGCUCCCUCUUCAACAGAUGGUGGAAGUACACAAAUUACAGUUUCAGAAGAGAAUGCAGAGGAUGCUAUUGAGUGGAAUUCAGCUCUGACAGCAGCAGUCGCAGUUGCCACUGAGGAUGGGAGCAAGAAGGAGGUGGAAGAAAUGUCAGAGGAGACCUUUAUGUUUUGGAAAGGAAUAGCUGAUGUGGGACUGCUGGGAGAAGUCAUCUGUAACAUUCAGAAAGAGAUACUGGAGUUACUAAGAGGUGUCCAGCAACGGCUUAGCCAGUCUUCAUUUCAUAUUACAGACAUUGCUAUACUGAAUAACGUGGCCCAGUCAUUUGGCUUGAUGGAUGUUGUGAAGAGAGUCUUGGACAACAGGAGGGGUCAGAUGGAUCCAGGUCAUGAGUCAUACCACAAUACACUCUCAGAUUUGGAACGUCAGCUGGAAGAACAAAAGAAGCAGAUGCGGGAUCAGAAUUUAAAUCUAAAGAGGCAAGCUUUCCAGAAUGUGGUGUUGAUGCCUUCAAGUGCUCCAAAACCCCCCAAAAGACCAAGACUUCAGAGGCCAGCAUCUGCUACUAUUUUAACCCCAACGGCCCAGGUGCAACAGCCACAGUACACUGUCAUCUCACCUAUCACCAUCGGGCAAAUGGGACAGUCAUUUUCAUUGAGUAACAUUCCAGUGGCAACCAUAAGUCAGCAGGGUAAUCCCGUAACUGUUCACACUCUUCCCGGUGGCACACAGAUUCUGCGGUAUGCCACUAUGGUAUCAUCUCCCAAAACCACCUCCUCCGACACCAUUACAAUUCACCCAUCUUCUAGUCUGGCUCUCUUGAGCUCUGCUGCCAUUCAGGACAGUGCCACCUUGGCAAACAUGGGUGCAAUAAUGAGCCCUGUUGAGCUUGUGACUGUGGAUUCAGCUCUGGCUUCAGUGGUACAGAAUGUUGACGAAUCUUCUGAGGAAACACAGACAGUCAUUCAAAUAAACCCUGCAUCAGUUUCUGAACUUGAGGCAGAGACUGAGGCUGAAACAGUGACUGAGACAAUAACAGAGAUCAAGACAGAGGACAAGGUCAUUGAGGAGAUAGAGGAACACCAGGAACAGCUCCAGAAUGUGGAAAUUGUUGUACUUGAGGAGCAUCAUGAAGAAACUGAGGCCAAAUGAAUGUUCUAUCAAGUUUUGUAAUAUUAUUGCUUCCAUUACAUUUUCUUGUUUUGUUACAGUUAUUUAAAAAAUAAAAAAAUCACUUCAUUCUUUCAUCAAGAAAUCCAGACUUCACAGAAUUAUAUUUAGAAAAAAAAAAUAUUCUCAAAGAUUUUUGUUUCUUUUGGGUGCAGUCACUGAAAAUGACUUGCCUAAUUCAUGCUUUAAGAGAGGUAAACUACAUUUUUUCUACACAUAUCUGAGUGAAAAGAAAAAUGACUAACACAAUUUAAAAUGAAGUAUUACAUACUUAACCUGCAGUUGAAGCUUUUGGGAUGUUUGAGCACAGCUGUAUGAAGCUUUUGUUUGCAUUUUAAGGCUGGCAUCAAGAAAAGGAAAAAGUGUCUGUUGCACAAUGAGUAGGACACAAGUAAGUGCCUGACAUGAAUUAGGCAGUUUGUCUUAAAUGUGAGGGGCAGACGUGUAAAUUUAGAACUGAUAAAACUGUUAGGUUACAAAAUUCUGCCCCUUGAAUGUCAUGAUAAACUGCACGAUUUGAGUCUAUUUUUCGUUCAGGUUUUGCAUCAGUGUAUGGCACAUUACUUUGAAACUUGCUGUUUGUGUAAAUAUUUAACUGUUUUGCUUUGGUUCGAAAUACUGGCUUCAGGGUUGCACAAAUGUUUUGUGACAUUAUCAACAUUGUGAGUGUUGCUGUCUCACUCUAAGUAUUCUAGUAUAAUGGUACCAUUGGAAACACCACUUAUGACAAUGCUGACAAAUUGUUAUACUGCCUUUGUCAGUGUUGUGAUGAGCAAAUGUAGAACUUGUUAUCUUGCCAUUUUUAUCUCUACUGGUGUUUAAAAGCGAGAAUAAAUAACAUCUGAGUGUUAAAGAACAACUCAUUUCUUAUGCAGAAUAAGUGCUGUCUUGUCAGAGAAAACAGAAACAUUUUUGAUGUUUCGGUCAUGUUACUGUACUUGUGAAGUGUGAAGAUUGCUGAGUUUUUCACACUGCAAUACUUUAUUUUUUAUAUGACAUGAUCGCCAUAUUUUUAUCUUUGUCUGAUAGGGCCAAAGACCUAAUUAAAGGAGUCCGUUCAAAAGGCA